Labeo rohita (rohu) is the source of this 2192-nucleotide messenger RNA. It is a transcript of the gene slc22a3, whose product is annotated as solute carrier family 22 member 3. The record is from RefSeq and is a predicted model, not a curated record. Gene Ontology annotation, molecular function: transmembrane transporter activity. Gene Ontology annotation, cellular component: membrane. The coding region runs from base 339 to 2006 and encodes 555 amino acids. Gene Ontology annotation, biological process: transmembrane transport. Lineage: Eukaryota; Metazoa; Chordata; Actinopteri; Cypriniformes; Cyprinidae. The transcript has 11 exons.
UCUUACGACAUCUGUUUGAUUGAUAUCUGUCAGGUAAAAGGCACAUUUUAUGUAUAGUAUUAAAAAAAAUACAUCUUACAUCUUACAUCACCUUUCUUUAACACCUAACACAGGUUUCGGACAUCUCAAAUCGAUUUUGACUAUAUUAUUUCCUCAUAUGACGCGGGGGAACUUUGAACAGGUUCUUAAUGUUUCAUAACUCCACCUCCGCAGCCCUUUAAAUGCUUCUGAGUCUGGAGUAUCUGCUGUAAACCACACCAAACGUCCAAACUAAAGUGUCAACAACAGUCUGUAUGAUGAAAUAGGGGUUUAACUGCUUCCACAAAACCCUUACAAGGAUGUCUAAUUUUGACGAACUUCUCCAACACGCUGGUGAUUUUGGGUUUUACCAGAAGAGAAUCUCUCUCUUAGGGUCUUUGCCUAUUUUGCUACUCGCAUUUGUGCUAAUAGGAGUUGUAUUCCUGGGUUAUUCGCCGGAUCACUGGUGUAAAACCGCGGGUCUUCAAGACAAGUGUGGUUUCUCUGAGGAGCAAGUGCGGGACCUGACAGUUCCCCGCACUGGUUCCCGUGGCGCGUUUAGUAACUGCGUAAAGUUUGACUCGCUUUGGAACGGGAGCGCACUCACCUGUAAUAUCUCCAUCGACCGGUCCAUUUUCACCAACAGCACAAAUCUAUCCUCCUGUACUGAAGGCUGGGUCUUUAAUGAGAACCGGACCACUAUUGUAACAGAGUUUUCAUUGGUUUGUGAAGACUCUUGGCUCGCAGACCUGAACCAGGUAUCCUUAGCUGGUGGGUUUUUUAUAGGUGCUCUCGUGACCGGAUACUUAGCUGACAGGUUUGGGAGAAAAUCUUGUUUUAUUGUCUCAAUAUUUGGCCUUGGAGUUUCUGGGGUAUGCAUUAUUUUUUCAUCUUAUUAUCCCCUGCUCUUGUUCUUUCGAUGUUUGCAAGGCUUUUUUGCCAAAGGAGCAUGGACCGCCACAUAUGUGUUAGUUAUCGAAUUCUUUGGAUCAAACAACAGGAAAUUUGUCUCCGUUAUGUCCCGUACGCUGUACUCGUUGGGUUUGGUGCUCCUUCCUGCUCUGGCGUAUUAUAUUCCUUCGUGGAAAAACCUACAGCUGGCAAUGACUCUACCAACAUUCAUCUUUCUGAUCUAUCACUGGGUUAUUCCAGAGUCUCCCAGAUGGUUGCUGUCACAGAGGAAGACAAAAGAAGCUGUAAAAAUUGUUGAGAGCAUCGCCAAAUGCAAUAAAAGAUCACUUCCUGAAGACUUUCAAGAGAUGGAUCUUCUGAUAGAAAAACAAGAGGAAAUCACCCGCCCUUCAUAUAAAGAUUUAUUUAAGACUCCUAAAAUGAGAAAGCACACCCUCAUCUUGAUAUAUGCAUGGUUUACCGGUGCAGUGGUGUUCCAGGGUUUGGUGUUACGUUUGGGAAUCACUGGAGAUAAUGUUUUCCUAGAUUUUCUCAUCUCAGCUGUGGUGGAGCUUCCAACUGGAAUUAUAUUUUAUUUCUUAGUCGACCGAAUUGGCAGACGCCCUCUCAUGGCAACAGUCAAUUUCAUUGGAGGGGCCGCUUGUUUAGCUGUGCCGUUUAUUCCACCGAAUGUUUCAUGGCUCAAAAGAACCAUUGCUAUAAUCGGCAGACUGGCGGUUGCUAUUGGGAAUGAGACUGUGAAUUUUGCCAAUACAGAACUGUAUCCAACACCGCUCAGAAACUUAGGUGUAUCUGUGUGCUCUUCAGCCAGUGACAUUGGGGCAGUUGUUGCUCCGUUUAUUCUGUACAGAUUAGCUAGUAUUUGGCAAGAGCUUCCGCUCUUCGUCUAUGGUGCCAUGUCUGUUCUGUACAGUGGACUAGUGAUGCUUCUACCGGAAAUGAGAGGUGUUGAUCUGCCAGAAACUGUGGAUGAUGUGGAAAACAUGAGAAGCAGGCGCAAACACAAGGAAAAAGACGGGGCUCAGUUUCCUGAAAUAAACAUUGUUUCAAUGAAAGCAGCUGAGAAAACAUCCUAGAAAUUAUUUCAUUUGCAAACAAUAAAUGUAAUUGUAAAAUGUGUGGUUGAUAGCAUGUCCAGUACAGUAAUAGUACCAUAAUAUCACAUAUGCAGUAUGCAUACAAAAGAAAAACUGAAAAUUUAGGUUUGUCCAGAUGCUUUUAGACAACAGAUUUUUAAAUAUGCCAUAUUCCUACACUUUUAA